Molecule: messenger RNA, 2769 nt
Organism: Apis dorsata (giant honeybee)
Lineage: Eukaryota; Metazoa; Arthropoda; Insecta; Hymenoptera; Apidae
Exons: 4
Coding region: 354-2390 (678 amino acids)
Source: RefSeq, a predicted model, not a curated record
AAUAUUUAAAAAGUACUUCGAAAAAAUUUUAUUUCGUUCAAAAUGAAUAUAUAUUAAAUAUUCCGAUCCAUUGAUCCAAAUUGAUCGAUGUAUCGAAAUAGAAAAGCCAAUACCAAAAGUGAACGAAAAUUGCGUAAUUUUCAAUUCCGGAGACAAGAACGUUUGAUUAGCGUGUAUUAUUCAAUAUUACAUAUACUUCUCGUAACCAACAUUUAGGGGUCAUCAAGGUUGAGCGCGUCGCUGGAGAGCACGUUGAGGUGGAAAGGGUGGUGGUUGUACGCUGUGUCACUCUAUAUAUAACGGCAGUGGGCACCCCACGCGAUAUUAAGAACGUUCACCGCAUCUGCGGUAACAUGGUUUCCAGUUACAAGAGAUCAACAUCUGCCGCCGUCGAGAUGACGCCAUGGCUGAUGGCAAUUUUCUGUCUGGUUACCGCGGGUUGUUCAAACGUCACGGAUCAGCAAACAUCCGAGACACACCACGAUCAACAGGUGGCGAUCCUGAAACAGAUCAGAAAAGUGAAUGAAGACGGCUCUUACACGUACGGUUACGAGGCUGGGGAUGGAUCUUUCAAGGAGCACGUGUCCGUCGUACAAAGCAUUCCACGUUUAAAUCGUACCACCACGACCAAGAAACCGAACAUCGUCUAUCCUUCCUCGACCGAGGCAUCCACGAAAUCGUCGGUGGUUCAAUCCAUACCGCGAAACAGAAAGACGACGACCACUUCCACGAGCACAACUACGACCACGACGGAACAACCGAAGACGAUAUUCAGUCAUUAUCUGAAAGGAACGGGAAAGAAUAGACCACGUUUCAUUAUAAACGGGCAACAGAGGCCACUGAUAAUCGAAGAAGAAAGCGAAAUAGAGGACGAAGAUUCCCAGAUAAAUCGACCAACCACGGAUGAUAAAACAUCCACGUACAGAAAAAUCAUUUUUGCCAAACGGCCGGUCGAUCAAACUUUACGUCCCAUCUCCGACGAUUUCAUAGAGAAAGAGGACGAGACCAAAGUGACGAGUGGGAAUAAUUUAAGGAGACAGCUCCACGAAGACACCACGAAACCUAAUCCAAUCGUAGAAGGUAGUAACGACGAUCAUUCAGACGUUUACGGUGGUUCCUUGUCCACGACUCGGCCUCUCUUCACCACCACCACUCCGCCAAGAGUUCUGCAACGCGUCUCGCCGGCUGGUCGGGUCGAAAAGCCGAAAGUGUACGUCAAUCGGGAGAACCUCGCUUCGUCUAGAUCGUUCGAAAACGUAAACUCCAGAGCUUUCGAAGCGGAGACGAAAAUGCCUCAGGAUGAGCGUGUCUCUCAGCCUCAACCUGUUUUGAUCCGCGGCCCCCCUCGAGAGUAUCUACGCCAGAGCACGGAGCCCAUCUUCGUCAGGCAACAACCGGACCAGUUCUUGCGCGAGGUGCCGGGUGGAAGAAUCUUAGUUUCCGCUCAGCCGAACAUCGAAGAGGAUCCCGCUUACAGGCCGCUCUCCAUCAAUAGGAUCUUGUUGCGCCCCCUCCCUAGCCAGCAGCCGCUUUACUCCACGACAACGGACGCAAAUAUUCACUAUCUAACGGAGAAUCCUGUUCCUCCUGAGCAAGAAGAAGACCCCAGAGUCGCCAUGGCGCCGGGCUACAUGCGUCCAAGGCAUUUCCCGCGACCCGUCAUCUUCCAAGAACCGAGGGCCAGGCCCGUGUUGAGACCCGUCUCGCCACCUGUUGGCCCAGUCGAUGAAAGGGAGUAUCAAACGACCUCGGAAUAUCCUUACAGGAGCAGCACGCUAGCCUUACCCCCGGAACCACCGAACCCAAUCAACCCACCUCUGAGCAGACGUGACUUCCAAUUACUGUUGAGGAGGUUGCUGGUCAGCCAGUACGGCGUCCAGGCCCUCUCCUAUCCGAAAACUUACCUGGAGGACGCACUGUACGACCAGCAACCGUAUCCCUCUUAUCAGCCAAGCUAUCAGACAGUUGCUGCGCCACGAUCAGAAAUUCCGGGCUACGAUCAACAAGUUCCCCUUCAGUACGGCGAUCGUGUCCCCGUCAGGCGUCCCGUGUUCGCCAGGCCCUUGAGCCCUGUUUAUCAACCCCAACAGUACGAAGAUUACAACGACGGAAGUCGGUACUCGAAGAGGGUAUACAGGCAGAAGUUUUACGCGCAAGAGAUCGGUGACGAGGGGGAUGAAAUAUUGCCCGCACCUAUCCGAGAAGCAUUGUUGUUGAGGAUGCUGCAACUGGCGAUUAACGCUGAACGGCCGCCUCCCAUGCUCACGUCACCGGUUAUGACCACAACCACGCCUGCUUCGAGGUACAGGAAGACUGGACCGGUUAGGAGCGUGCAGAUCAUUAGCGACGAGGAGGAGGACGGGAAGGAGACGAUGAAGAAGAAGAUGUGAAUAAUUCUAUCUCUGAUGACUUAGCUCUCGGUGGUCAUGAAAUCAAAGAAUGUUUAAGUUGACGUCGGAAUUUAGUUCAUUUUUUUUUUUUAUAACGAAUAGUAUUUCGUUUGUAGAAUGUAUGAGGUCACACGUACGAAUGAUUUCACGAAUUAAAUUAGGAAGAUGUAAUUAUAAUUAUAUAUAGAAAAGUUAAUAUUUCCUGUAGAAUAUAUAUAUAUUUUUAGGAAAUGACACAAUUUAAAAAUUAUCAACGAUAAAUUGAUAGAUUCGAAACAUUAAGGGAUACUGUAAAAAGUGAACGUAAAUUUGUAAGCGAAAAGAUUCUCUUAGGUUUGUACAAUUUAGAGAAAAUGUUUCGAAAUAUAUUAUUUAUUUU